AUGCCAUCAUCUCAGGGCGCACGAAAAGUCACAAGAACCUUCGUAGUCGAUCCCGACAAGUCGCCUUUUGAUUCUUUGAAGGAUGAUCCCAACUCCAAGCCCACACUCAUCCUGAACGGCUGCACUGCAGACAACGCCGAUGACGCUGCCGUAUUUGCUGAACACUUGGAGAUUGCGCAAGCCGGAAAUGUGCCUUUCAUCUCGAUCAACAUUUUCUGCGACACCGAGGAUCACCAGCGCCGAUUCGGAGAUCCUACUCGAUAUGAAGAAUUAAAAUCAAAACUACGAGACAGACAAAUUCUACAGCUGCUGCUGUCAAACCACGAGCUGUUGGAUCCGACAAAAUGUUCUCCGGACUGA
This is a messenger RNA of Penicillium soppii, 360 nucleotides long. RefSeq lists its product as uncharacterized. Bases 1 to 360 code for a protein of 119 amino acids. The record is from RefSeq and is a predicted model, not a curated record. The transcript has a single exon. NCBI's taxonomy places the organism in Eukaryota, Fungi, Ascomycota, Eurotiomycetes, Eurotiales, Aspergillaceae.